GAAUCUAACCGCGGUCUUGCGCUCGAUGGGAUGCCAUGAAAGUUGAAAGAAAGCGUGCACAAGUAGAACAUGCUGUCCAUAGCGAGGCUGUCAGUAAGCAGAGAAACUGUCUUUGUCCAACGACCGGUUCAAGCGCCAAUAUCACUUGUACUUCUCAACAAACUCACUUCAACUGUCCCCCCAAACCCACCUCCCAAGCUCAUAGGCCCAACCAACCAAAUCAUCCAAUUCGCUCCUACGCACCACCAAGACACCAUGCCAUCUUCACAACUCUUCAAUCAUCGAAACCUCUUCUCUCAACUCAAAUCACCACCCCAUCUUUUUGAAGCCAGAAGAUUGCAUGCUCUUCUCGUUGUUAAUGGUUUCUUCCACCCCGCUAGUACUGAUAGAGUGUUCGGUUCACAGCUUGUCAACAUCUAUGUCAACUUUGGCUGCUUCCAGGGAGCACUUCUUGUCUUUGACAAACUACCCCAGAAGAGUAAUAUUGCUUGGAAUGCAAUACUUAGAGGUUUGGUCGAUAGGGGUCAGUUUUCUGAUGCAAUUCAGUUCUAUCACUUGAUGCUUAGUCAAGGCAUAGCCCCUGAUAAUUUUACGUACCCACUUGUUCUUAAGGCUUGUUCUGGUUUAUCUGCACUUGAAGAAGGAAGGAGGGUCCUAGAGUAUAUCCAAUUCAAUGAGACCCGCCAUAAUAUACAGCGGAAUAUUUAUGUUGACUGUGCUUUGAUUGACAUGUUUGCCAAGUGCGGCAGCUUAAACGAGGCACGGUGGUUGUUUGAAGAAAUGCCCAGAAAGGAUUUAGCUUCUUGGAGUGCAAUAACAUGUGGGAGUGUGCAUAAUGGGGAGUGGCUUGAGGCCUUGCGUCUGUUCAAAAGAAUGAGAUUAGUAGGGAUAUGGCCUGAUUCAGUGAUUGUGGCAGCUGUUCUUCCAGCAUGUGGCAGACUGGAAACUAGGCAUACGGGGAUGGCUAUGCAUGGAUGUGCUAUAAGGAGCGGUUUUGAGAGUGAUUUGUUUGUUUCAAAUGCUUUGGUAGAUAUGUACUGUAAAUGUGGAGACACCCAUGAUGCCAACUGUAUAUUCUGCAAAAUGGAGUACCGGGAUGCUGUCUCUUGGGGUACCUUGAUCGCUGGUUAUGCACAGAAUUGCCUGUACCGUGAGAGUUUCGAACUUUAUCUUGAGAUGAAGAGUGCGGGCUUAAGAGCAAAUGCAAUAACUGCAGCAAGUACUCUUCCUGGAUUGGCCAACCUCAAAUUGUUAAAACAGGGAAAGGAGAUGCACGGUUAUAUCCUAAAACAAGGGUUUGAAUCUGAUGCUGUUGUGGGGAGUUCAUUAAUUGACAUGUACACUAAAUGUGGGUCAAUGAGAGAAGCAAAGCACAUUUUUCAGAUGAUGUCCGAGAGGGACAUCUCAAUAUGGAACUCAUUGAUUGUAGGCUAUGUUUCACAUGGUGAUACUGAUUCAGCACUAAGGAUAUUUCGACAAAUCUGGAAAACCAGACAGCUGAGACCAAAUUCUAUUACCCUAGUUAGCAUUCUUCCUUUAUGCACCAAAAUGGGCACUUUUACGCAGGGAAAAGAAAUUCAUGGCUAUGCAACAAAAAGCAGUCUCGUUGCAGUAGUUUCUGUUGGAAAUUCUCUGAUUGAUGUGUACUGCAAAUGUGGGUACCUAGAACUCGGAAUAAAGGUCUUUAAUCAGAUGAUGGUAAAGAAUAUUGUGACUUAUAACACAGUAAUAUCUGCUCAUGGAAUUCAUGGACUUGGAGAAGAGGCUUUUUCAUUUUUUGAGCAAAUGAAGGAGGAAAGAAUUAGGCCCAACAAAGUCUCUUUUAUAGCACUCUUGUCAGCUUGUAGUCAUGCAGGUCUAAUUGACAAGGGUUGGUUAUUAUAUAAUUCUAUUAUGGCUGAUUACCGUAUCCAGCCAGAAAUGGAACAUUAUUGUUGCAUGGUUGACCUUCUUGGUAGAGCAGGAAACCUUGAUGAUGCCUUGAAUUUUAUCAAAAGAAUGCCUGUGGAACCGGACAUAAAUGUUUUGGGAAGCUUACUCGGUGCUUGCAGAGUUCAUAACAAGUUGGAGCUCGCUGAGCUUCUUGGGAAGCACAUUCUCCAGAAAAAUCUGAAAGAUUCAGGCUACUAUGUUCUUUUAGCCAAUAUAUAUGCCUCCACUAAGAGAUGGAAGGAUGUGUCAGAGGUCAGAAGAGUAAUAAAAGAGAAGGGCUUGAUGAAGAAACCUGGAAGUAGCUGGAUACAGUUAGGUAGUUGUAUUCACGUUUUUCAUUCUAGAGGCAUAAUGCAUCCACAGCUAAAUAAGAUCCAAGAGAUUCUGAAGAGAUUAUUGUUUGAGAUGAAGGUUGAAGGGUAUAUGCCGGACCAAAGUUUCUUUUCCCUUGAUCUUGCAAUAGAUGCUGAUGAGUGACAAUAAUCAAUAUUGCAAUUGGCAUUAGUGAAAAACGGGUUUCUGGCUGAACAAGGUACAUUUGAGAAUGAGGCUGUGGUGGAGCAUGAAUUAUUGGACCACCCUAUUUCAAGUAUAUUAGAUGGAAUCAACUUUUGGGUAGGUGGACCAUGCACUGGGAUGCGUGAUUUUUCUUUUUCCAUCAACAUUGAUGAGGUGCAGAUAGAAAUAUGUCUUUUUCAGCACAAUUCAUUAUUGGACCACCCUAGUAUUAGUCUAUUAGAGGAGUUAUAAACCUAGCUUGCAAAACCCUAAACCCUUUUACACCAACUGCAAGUUCUCCUCGUGGGUACGUCAAUGCCCCCAUCUGUUUGAGUGUUUCAUUCCAAAAUUCUCUCAUGUUGGCAAGAACCAAGAACCCUGCAGAUAUUUUCUUCACUGCAGUGAAGGGAAGCAAUCGUCUCUGUUAGAAACAAGUGCCAGAUCCAAGUUUUGAAAAUAGUUCGUACCAUUCAACCAUGAAUGCUUCAACUGAUAAGAACCUGCGUUGUCGAAGUGACUUUUAGGUCUUUGGGAACAUCUGAUGAAAUUGAAUAUAGCUGGACGACCAUGCUGUUUGAGAGAAUAAUCACCAUCAAGGAAUCCCCUCCUCCUCAACUAAUAAGACAAUGGACUGUUAUUUAGGACCUAGCUAGCAUGUUUUAAUCAUUUCUUUGCACCAAUUUUAUUUUCUUUCUAGACACAAGGAGUAAUGUUAAGUAUCACACUACUAUGUCACUACUAUUUCGUUA
Messenger RNA from Alnus glutinosa, 3179 nucleotides. RefSeq names its product putative pentatricopeptide repeat-containing protein At3g01580. The record is from RefSeq and is a predicted model, not a curated record. Gene Ontology annotation, molecular function: protein binding; RNA binding. Bases 70 to 2409 code for a protein of 779 amino acids. The transcript has a single exon. Lineage: Eukaryota; Viridiplantae; Streptophyta; Magnoliopsida; Fagales; Betulaceae. Gene Ontology annotation, biological process: RNA modification.